This is a messenger RNA of Cynara cardunculus var. scolymus (artichoke), 1838 nucleotides long. RefSeq names its product oxysterol-binding protein-related protein 3C-like. The record is from RefSeq and is a predicted model, not a curated record. Bases 211 to 1569 code for a protein of 452 amino acids. The transcript is spliced from 11 exons. NCBI's taxonomy places the organism in Eukaryota, Viridiplantae, Streptophyta, Magnoliopsida, Asterales, Asteraceae. Gene Ontology annotation, molecular function: sterol binding. Gene Ontology annotation, cellular component: intracellular membrane-bounded organelle; membrane; cytosol.
GUUAUCAAUUUUGACUUGAAAAGGAAGAACCCGCCAACGGAGCUUUUUCUGUCGAUCCCCAAAUUUCCGUUGAUAUAAUAUUAUUCAAAUCAAACAGCACGUAUUUUCGAAUCAUUUUUGUUGCAUAUUCAUAUAUAGCUUCAGGGAAAACCCCCUAAUUUGGGAGGAACAGGAACAAAAUUUGAGUUCUAGGGCUUUAUAUUAUCAGAUAUGGCGCAGAAGCAAGGUGGUGGUGGGGGAUUUUUCUCAUCGCUUGCUUCAAGUCUGUCCAACUUUAAGAACCAAGUUAACGGCUUGCUUGGUUACGAGGGCCUGGAGGUUAUAAACCCUGAAGGAGGGACAGAAGAUGCUGAAGUUGAAGCCCAAAGAGGCAGAUGGAAGCAAGAGGAUCGUGAUGGUCACUGGAAGAUGAUGCAGAAGUACAUAGGUGCUGAUAUCACAUCAAUGGUGACGCUACCGGUACUCAUUUUUGAGCCAAUGACAAUGCUGCAGAAAAUGGCAGAGUUGAUGGAAUAUUCCCACCUGCUAGAGCUAGCAGAUGAAUGUGAGGAUCCAUACAUGCGAUUAGUGUAUGCAGCAUCAUGGUUCAUAUCACUAUAUUAUGCUUUGCAACGGACCUGGAAGCCUUUCAAUCCAAUUCUUGGUGAAACCUAUGAAAUGGUUAAUCAUCAAGGAAUAACAUUUAUUGCAGAACAGGUUAGUCAUCACCCUCCAAUGAGUGCUGCACAUGCUGAAAAUGAGCAUUUUGUUUAUGAUAUAACUUCAAAGGUGAAGACCAAGUUUCUCGGAAACUCGGUGGAUGUAUAUCCUCUUGGAAGAACCCAUUUGAAGCUGAAGAAAGAUGGUGUAAUCCUAGAACUGGUGCCCCCUCCCACAAAAGUUAACAACUUAAUAUUUGGAAGGACAUGGGUUGAUUCUCCCGGAGAGAUGGUUUUGACCAACUUGACCACAGGAGACAAAGUUGUGCUAUAUUUUCAGCCCUGCGGUUGGUUUGGUGCUGGUCGAUAUGAAGUGGAUGGAUAUGUAUAUAAUGCUGAUGAAGAACCUAAGAUAUUGAUGACGGGCAAAUGGAACACAUCUAUGAGCUAUCAGCCUUGUGAUUUGGAUGGGGAGCCCCUUCCAGGCACCGACCUUAAAGAGGUUUGGAGAGUUGCCGAGGCUCCUGCAAAUGACAAAUUUCAGUAUACACAUUUUGCGCAUAAAGUAAACAGCUUUGAUACAGCACCACCGAAAUUAUUGGCAUCAGAUUCUCGCUUGCGGUCAGAUAGAUAUGCACUUGAAAAGGGUGACCUGGCUAAAGCUGGUUCAGAAAAGAGCAUUCUGGAGGAGAAACAGCGAGCUGAGAAGAGGACUCGGGAGGUAAAGGGUCACAAAUUCACUCCAAAAUGGUUCGACAUGACUGAAGAGGUUGCUCUCACACCUUGGGGCGAUUUGGAGAUCUACGAAUAUAACGGGAAAUAUACUCAACAUCGGGAUGCUAUUGGCAACUCAGACACGAACGAGGAAGCAGAUGUCAUGAAGACAGAGUUCAACCCUUGGCAAUAUGGUAAUGUUGCUGAAAUGGAGUGAGUGAUUUUUAUGCAUGUUGGUUCUUUUAUUUGUUGUUGAAAAUCAUACUUGCAUAAAGCUGAAAUGCCGAAUUUUGGUUACAUGGCAUUUGGGUUUUGCAACUGUAUCCGUUUUUUCUUCUUUCGAUUUCGUACAAUGUAUUGUCGAUAGAUAAUGUUAAUAUUUAAUGGUGUAAGGACAUCAACCUAGUUUAUUUUAUGUAAGGAAUGUCAAGUUAUAUUUAUGUAUGUUUAACAUUUGUUAAGGUUAGUUAAGAUAUUUUGAGUUUC